Dothidotthia symphoricarpi CBS 119687 is the source of this 1713-nucleotide messenger RNA. RefSeq lists its product as uncharacterized. The transcript has 6 exons. The record is from RefSeq and is a predicted model, not a curated record. Gene Ontology annotation, molecular function: DNA-binding transcription factor activity, RNA polymerase II-specific; zinc ion binding. Lineage: Eukaryota; Fungi; Ascomycota; Dothideomycetes; Pleosporales; Dothidotthiaceae. Bases 1 to 1713 code for a protein of 570 amino acids. Gene Ontology annotation, biological process: regulation of DNA-templated transcription.
AUGGUUUAUACGGGCAAGCCUAGUCGCGGGUGUGGUAUGUGUAAGAGUCGUAGGAUAAAGUGCGACGAGAAACGACCAACAUGUGGGAACUGUAAGAAGUCGGGCCGGGCGUGUCCAGGGUACCCAGACGAAUUCGACCUGGUCUUCCGAGAUGAGAAUAAAGCAAUGGCGCGCAAGGCGAGAAAGGUCGCAGCUCCAACGUCUUCGCCUCCAAGAAGCAGCACAAUUGGCUUCAGUUCGCAUGUUUUUCCACUUUCUUCACCACGCCCGAGCUUCGAGACUACGCCUGACACAAGCCUAUACCAAGUGGAAACACCUACAUCUCAAACAUCAUCAGAUGUAGAGGAUGGACAACUCAUAACCUUCUCUUCAUACACAACACCACCAAAUUAUGAGACGUUUCAAGAUUUCCUCUGGAAUAUCGAGCAGGCGCUCCCGCCCACCAUUAUCCUGGCUCCAGAAUGUGAAGCCAUUCCGUUCUUCUUCAAGAACUUCAUCACACUACCUCAGCAAGCGGAGAGUACGCGAGGGUACCUUGAAUACCUAGUACCUCUGUAUAAUCGGGCGCGUCCCUCUUCCGUCUUGCACAUGGCCACAAGUGCUGUGGCUCUCGCGACAUGUGGACAAUAUCCUGGAAGACAGAGCUUAGUCCGUGAAGCCGUGUCUACCUACGGCAGAGCGUUGAAGAAGCUGAAAGUGGACCUUGCAGACUCGGCGAAGUCAAGGUCUAACGAGACAGUGCUUGCAGUGCUGAUGUUCUCCCUAUACGAAACUAUAAUGUCAACAGACGACACAAUAACUGCAUGGGGAAACCAUGUAGAUGGAGCUGUAGCACUGACCAAGUUGCGAGGUACAGACCAAUUCAGCGACCCGAUGUCUCUCGCCAUGUUCCGUGCAGUACGGACAAUGAUGAUAACAAGCUGCGUCCAACGCUCAAAACCCAUCGACACAUUUCCCGGCACUGAAGGCUGGAUAGAACCUAUUGGAGAUCUGAACGCCGCUAACCGCUUAACCUUGAUAUGCAUCGACCUCCCCAAUCUGCGGGCGCGAGCCAACCGCCUCACCAACACACCCCACAACCCCACCCAAGAGAGCGAGGCCGCGCAAAUCCUCGACUUUGCGCAAAUGGUCGACGGCAACCUAGAGGAGUGGUAUCGCACACUACCCCCAGAAUGGAAACACCACAUCAUCGGCGUGGUCAGCGAGAUACCCGCCGCUACCGAAGACAUCACGCUGGUGGAGAAGUGGCCGGGUGAACAGCAUGUGUACCACGACGUGCCACUCGCAAGUAUCAUGAACGACUACCGUGUGUGUCGUAUCUUCUGCCGGCGCGUCAUCAUGGCGUGCGUGACGUGGCUCGGUUUUGGAGAUACGGGGAACUGGGAUGAAGAUGGGGCGUAUGGGCGAAGCGUGUUCAUCAUACAACAGAUGGUGGAUGAUAUCAGUGCGUGUGUACCGUUCCACAUGAGCUACGACUUGCAGCCGUUAGCGCGGGAGAUGGGCCAGGAGCAGAAUGCUGCUGAAGCUUUUGGCGGGUACUCGCUCGUUUGGCCAUUGUAUGUUGCUGCGAACGCGGAGACGGUGCCGCAGUUGCAGAGGGAUUGGCUGUUUGGGCGGUUAUCGUUCAUCGGAACGCAGUUUGGUCUUAGUAGUGCGCAGGUUCUUGUCUUAGCUAGAAGACAUGUGCUUACAUGCGGGCCGAUGUUUCCUUGA